AUGGCGAACCCACUGCAGCAGGCAAGCAGGAUAUUCCAGGCCUUCCGAAAGGGAGGACCAACGUUUGGAGCAUGGCAGAUGCUCCCCGGCACAAACCAUUCUCGUGCAAUAGCCCGCUCAGGCGUGGACUGGAUCUGCGUCGACUGCGAGCACGGCAACAUCGACGACUCCCAAAUGCACGAAGCCGUCAACGCUAUCGCCAGCGCCCGCGUCUCCCCCCUCGUUCGCAUCCCCGCCAACGAACCGCACUACAUCAAGCGCGCCCUUGACGCUGGGGCCCACGGCAUCGUCGUGCCCCUGAUCUACUCCGUCUAUGACGCGCAGGAACUCGUGUCCGCCGCGAAAUUCCCGCCCCAGGGUACCCGCGGCUUCGGCUCCCCCUUCAGCACGCAGACCUUCAACGAUGAUGACCUACCCACGUAUCUGCAGCACGCGAACGCCGCGCUGAUUACGAUCGUGCAGAUUGAGACGAAAGAAGCGCUGGAGCAGGUCAGCGAGAUUGCGGCCGUGGAGGGGGUAGAUUGUUUGCUGAUUGGGCCCUUUGAUCUGGGGAAUAACAUCGGGAGACCGAUACUGGGGGAGAUGCAUGUGGAGUUGAAGGAGGCGAUUGACCGGAUCAAGGAGGCUGCGCAUGCGAAGGGGAAGAAGGUAGGUAUCUAUUGUACGACUCCUAAGGAUGCGAGAGAUUGUGCGGAGAGGGGGUUUGAUUUUAUUAGCAUUGCGAACGAUCGCGGGGCGAUCACAGAGUACUUUAGCCAGACGUUGAAGGUGGCGAGCGGGGAGUCUGAGUUUACCUCGUAA
This is a messenger RNA of Paraphaeosphaeria sporulosa, 801 nucleotides long. Its product is annotated as Phosphoenolpyruvate/pyruvate domain-containing protein. The record is from RefSeq and is a predicted model, not a curated record. Gene Ontology annotation, molecular function: aldehyde-lyase activity. Lineage: Eukaryota; Fungi; Ascomycota; Dothideomycetes; Pleosporales; Didymosphaeriaceae. Gene Ontology annotation, cellular component: cytoplasm. The transcript has 3 exons. The coding region runs from base 1 to 801 and encodes 266 amino acids.